This is a messenger RNA of Cooperia oncophora, 870 nucleotides long. The record is from the annotation of a GenBank genome assembly. NCBI's taxonomy places the organism in Eukaryota, Metazoa, Nematoda, Chromadorea, Rhabditida, Trichostrongylidae.
AUGAAAUCAAACUUGCCUUUUCGGUACUUCAGGGCUACCACGAUGACUGAGACUGAGAACAUUGCUUCUGCCAAUGGGACAGAUAAUGUCGACGAGAAAGUUGUGAGGCAGCUCGAGUAUUACUUCGGUAACAUCAAUCUUCCAAAAGAUAAAUUUCUCCAGGAUACGAUGAAGAAUGAUGAAGGAUGGGUUCCUAUCAAAACCCUUCUCACCUUUAAUCGUUUGGCAGCCAUAACUACUGACGUGGAUGUCAUAUCAAAAGCCGUCAAGGAGUCUAAUUCGGAAGUAAUCAGCGUGUCAGACGACGGCCUUAAAAUACGACGCAACAUUGGAAAUCCUCUUCCUGAAAAUUCUUUGGAAUACUGGCAGAAGAUUAAGCAUUGCACAGUUUAUAUGAAAGGUUUCGAGCAAAACACUACUCUGGACGACAUUAUGAAAUUUGCUGCAAAAUAUGGCAAAGUUGAAAACGUGUUAAUGCGACGCACUAAACCUGACCGCAUAUUCAAGGGAUCGGUUUUCAUCACCUACAAAACUCGCGAAGAAGCUGAGAAAGCUCAAAAAGAUGACGCCAAAUUCGGAGAAAUUGAACUAACGAAGAUGAUGCAGGAUGACUAUUGGACUAUGAAGAAUCAAGAGGCCAAGCAAAAGCGCCAAGCUGAAAAGAUGGCUAAGACCGCCAAGAAGUUUGCUGAACAUGCGGAAAAAUUGCAAGCCAAGGCUAGUGCUCAUUUUGUGAAGGGACUGAUUCUUUCUGUCGAUGGAUUCCCAGAAAAUUCGUCAAUGAAGGAUAUCAAGGAAUUUUUCAAAAAGUUUGGCGAUGUUGGCUACGUUGUGUAUGAAAGUGGUCAAAGCAAAGCAGAGAUCCGGUAA